Molecule: messenger RNA, 792 nt
Organism: Vombatus ursinus (common wombat)
Lineage: Eukaryota; Metazoa; Chordata; Mammalia; Diprotodontia; Vombatidae
Product: very-long-chain 3-oxoacyl-CoA reductase-B-like
Exons: 6
Cellular component (GO): endoplasmic reticulum
Molecular function (GO): oxidoreductase activity
Source: RefSeq, a predicted model, not a curated record
ACCAUGUACAACCAGUGCUGGUCACCAGGUAGCGCUGUGGCUCCCUCCAGGACGCCAGGGUCCCUCCACCACCGGUCUGAGGCUGGCAGGCCCCGCCCUGCUACUAUUCCAUGUGGGCGUUCCACCAGUCCUUCAGUGCUAGUUGACCCCUCCCCCCUGAGACCUUAGGACCUGGGUGAUCCCGUGGCCUUUCAUCCUCUGGAUUCUGUAGAACUGAACCUGCCCCUCACCAAGGCUGUCCUGCCGAUCCUCCAGGUUGUCCUGUCCAGGAUGGUGUCGUGGAUGGAACUAGGGGGCUCAGCCUUUGAAAUGCUAGGCACGGUGGCUGCAGCCUGGUGGCUUCUGCGGGUAGCCUGGUGGCUGGGCCAUGCCCUGCUCGUCUAUGGGCUGCCCCAGGUUGGCCUGGGCCUUGGCAUUUCUCUCAGGAAGCAAGGGGCCUGGGCAGUGGUAACCGGGGCCACAAGUGGAAUCGGCAGGAGCUAUGCUCAUGAGCUGGCCCGAAGAGGCCUCAACGUUGUACUGGUCAGCCGAGAUCUAGACAAGUUACGUCGGGAGGCAGAGGACAUUGAGAGACUCCAUGGUAAGGAAACAAGAGUCAUCCAAGUGGACUUCACUGGAAGCUUAGAGGUCUAUGAGAUAGUUGAGAGAGCCUUGGAGGGCCUAGAGAUCGGCAUUCUAGUCAACAAUGUGGGUGUAGCUCCCAAGAUAAUCCCCCAGAAGCUGAUGGAUUUGAAGAAUGCAGGCAAGAGCUUCCUAGAAAUGAUGAAUUGUAACAUGCUGUCAAUGAUUCAG